AUGGAGAAGAGGCUCUCGCUUCGCCAGCGACUCUCCCAAGCAACUUGGGGCUGGUACUCGGCCUCGAUGGCGACGGGGGGUAUUGCCGUGCUGCUCUACAACACCCCUCACCAGUUCACGGGCCUCGAGACAAUCGGCAAGAUUGUCUAUAUCUUCAAUAUUGUCCUCUUUGUUGGGAUCUCCCUCUGCAUGGUUGUGCGCUUCUGUUCGAGCCCGCCCGCCCUGAAAGAGUCCGUCCGCGACCCCAGCGAGACGCACUUUAUCGCGACAUGCCCUCUCGCUGUCGCGACCAUCAUCCUUGGCGCCUCGAGCUACGGCACAGACGCGUGCGGGCCCUGGCUACUGGCUGCCCUACACGCGGUCUUCUGGGUCUACGUUACAGCCUCGGUCGUCCAGGCAAUUGCCCACAACUGGUACCUCUACCACCGACGCAUGGCCAGCCAGCAGCCCAUGGCUAUCGUUAGGUGCCUGCCGUCCUUCCCGGCGAUGCUCAGCGGCACGAUUGCCGCUGGCCUGGCGUCCGACCAGCCGGCCGGCCGGGCAGUGCCCAUGAUAAUCGCGGGCACUACGCUGCAGGGGUUCGGCUUCGUCAUGACGCUGUUUGUCUACUCGGAGUACUUCUACCGCCUGAACAAGGACGGUCUGCCGGACCUCCAUGACCGGCCGGAGAUGUUUAUUGCCGUGGGACCGUGGAGUUUCACGGCGCUGGCGCUGAUUGGGAUGGCAGAGGCUGCAGUGGAGAAGGUCCCGGCAGGCUACAUCGUUUCGUCGGCCACAGACACUGCAGUGGCCGUCGCAACAGGGCAGAUUGCACUUGUGCUCGCCUCACUCGUGGCCAUCUUCCUGUGGAUGCUGGCCCUCUACUGUCUGUGCAUUGCCAUCCUCAGCAUGCUGGCGCCGUGUCGUGCCCUCGGUGGAGAAGGGAGGGUGCCGAUGUCGCUGGCAUACUGGAGCAUGGUAUUCCCCAACACUGGAUUUGUCAUAGCCACUAUCAGAAUCGGACAGGUACUACAGAGCGAGCCGGUACUGUGGGUAGCCUCGGCCAUGACCAUUGUGCAGGUGGGUACCUGGCUAGGAGUCGGAUUGGUCACCAUGUGGAAGAUCGUCCACGCUUUCAUGUACCAGUAA
This is a messenger RNA of Aspergillus nidulans FGSC A4, 1128 nucleotides long. RefSeq names its product tellurite-resistance/dicarboxylate transporter family protein. Gene Ontology annotation, biological process: malate transmembrane transport; transmembrane transport. Gene Ontology annotation, molecular function: malate transmembrane transporter activity. Gene Ontology annotation, cellular component: membrane. The coding region runs from base 1 to 1128 and encodes 375 amino acids. The record is from RefSeq and is a predicted model, not a curated record. The transcript has a single exon. NCBI's taxonomy places the organism in Eukaryota, Fungi, Ascomycota, Eurotiomycetes, Eurotiales, Aspergillaceae.